Molecule: messenger RNA, 2246 nt
Organism: Gadus macrocephalus (Pacific cod)
Lineage: Eukaryota; Metazoa; Chordata; Actinopteri; Gadiformes; Gadidae
Product: E3 ubiquitin-protein ligase TRIM39-like
Exons: 2
Coding region: 230-1855 (541 amino acids)
Molecular function (GO): protein binding; zinc ion binding
Source: RefSeq, a predicted model, not a curated record
AAAGCCAGAGUGUGGAACUUGAACCGUUAGUGAACUGUGUCCGUGGGGGCGGAGCCAGCUAUUAGGGGAGGAGCCAGGAGUAAGGAGGGGAGACGACGUCUUGUUAAGGAAAUACAACUUAAGGUUCAUUGAAACCAAAGCCACCCAUCGUGGAAGCAGUACUCUGUGAGGAGAAAAAUAAAUCGCAUUUUGGAAAAAAUUGUCUGAGAGACAGAAACCACGAAACGGAAUGGCCUCUGCUAACACUUCCUGGUCUGAAGAGAACUUUUCAUGUCCCAUCUGUCUGGAUGUGUUCAACAGUCCAGUUACCACACCCUGUGGACACAACUUCUGCAGAACCUGUAUAACAAAGUUCUGGGAUGAACAAGUCCGGUACAAAUGUCCUGUUUGCAACAAGAUUUUCAACACAAGACCUGAACUACAGGUGAAUAUCCUCUUAUCAGAGCUGGCCUCUCAGUUUAGAACAUUCCUACGAGUAAAAGAGCAGCAUUGUGUGGAAACAGGAGAAGUUCCCUGUGACGUCUGUACUGGGACCCAGCUGAAGGCUGUGAAGUCCUGCCUAGUGUGUCUUAUCUCUUACUGCCAAACCCACCUGGAGCCACAUCAGAGAGUCGCUGGCCUGAAGAAACAUCGGCUGGUCGAGCCUAUGGACCGUCUGGAAGACAGGAUGUGUAAGAAACACGACCGACUUCUGGAUCUCUUCUGCCAGACUGAACAGGUGUGUGUGUGUCAGUCCUGCACAGAGUCAGACCACAAGUCCCAUCCUGUUGUACCUCUAAAGGAGGAAUAUGAAGUGAAGACGGCCCUAAUGGGGAAGAUAGAGGCUGAAGUUCAUCACAUGAUCCAGGAGAGAAAAAUAAAGAUUAAAGAGAUCAAAGACACAGAAGAAAUUAGCAAGAAAGACGCAGACAGAGAGAUAGCCGAUGGUGUGCAGGUCCUCACUGCUCUGAUGCGCCACAUUGAAAAGUGCCGGGAUGAACUCUAUCGAACAGUUAGAGAGAAACAUAAAACCACGGAGAAACAAGCUGAGGACCUCAUCAAAGAGAUUGAAAAUGAAAUAAAAGAUCUGACCAAUAGAAGCUCAGAGGUGAAGCUGCUCUCACACACUGAAGACCACCUUCACUUCCUCCAGACCUUCAGAUCCCUGAAGGAUCCUCCACCCACCAAGGACUGGACCACGGUGGAGGUCCGUCCUCUGUCAUACGUAGGGACCUUGAGGAGAUCCCUGGAUCAGCUGGAGGAGACACUGAACAUGGAGAUGAAGAACCUGCAUGAUGCUGAACUGAAGAGGGUCCAGCAGUAUGAAGUAGAUGUGACUCUGGAUCCCGAUACAGCUCAUCCAAAGCUCACCCUCUCUGAGGAUGGGAAACAAGUACAUGAUGGAGAUGUAGCGAAGGCCCUCCCAGACAACCCUAAGAGAUUUACUGAUUAUAAAUAUGUUCUCACGAGGCAGAGCUUCUCCUCAGGGAGAUUUUACUUUGAGGUCCAGGUUAAAGACAAGACUGCAUGGUGGUUAGGAGUGGCCAGAGAGUCCAUCGACAGAAAAUGUCAGACCAUGUGGACCCCUGAGACGGGUUACUGGAUUAUUUUCUACUACAAGGAUGGGUUGGUAUUCACUGGAAACCCUUCUGUCCGUCUCUCUCUGAGAGUUGAGCUCCAGAAGGUGGGGGUGUUUGUUGAUUAUGAUGAGGGUCUGGUCUCCUUCUAUGAUGUGGAAGCCAGGGUUCAUAUCUACUCUGCUACUGGCUGCACCUUCAGUGAGCCUCUCUAUCCAUUCCUUUGCCCAUGCAACAAUGAUUAUAAAGGUAACAACUCUGCCCCUAUGGUCAUCUCACCUGUCAAUCAAACAGACUAGGACAUUUGCGAGAUAGUAAAUUAAACAAACGACCAAUACAACUAAUGUUGCUUCCUGAAUUAGAAUCUCUACUAAAUGAGAUCUGACAUAACUGCUUUGUUGUUUGACUGAUGUCAUUUAACAAGGAUGAAUUCAAUAAGAUAAUAAACAUUACUUUUAUUAAAUAUAACCCAUGAUUACAUUACAUGUACAUUUAUGAUCAAUGUCUGAUUUACAGAAUGUUUUAUACGUUUACCAAUAUCAAAUUAUAAAUGUUUGCAGGAAGUACAAAAUGUUGAAAAUGGCUCGUUUAAAAAAUAUACAUAUGUUAGUUUAUGUUUCUCAAUAAUCAAUGAUAACAAUCAAAUGUGUGUUCGAUUUUUAUUUAAAUAAAAAUUUACAAAAAGAAGAA